Carassius auratus (goldfish) is the source of this 1212-nucleotide messenger RNA. It is a transcript of the gene dnajc9, whose product is annotated as DnaJ (Hsp40) homolog, subfamily C, member 9. Gene Ontology annotation, molecular function: heat shock protein binding. The record is from RefSeq and is a predicted model, not a curated record. The transcript has 6 exons. Gene Ontology annotation, cellular component: nucleus; cytoplasm. Bases 133 to 891 code for a protein of 252 amino acids. NCBI's taxonomy places the organism in Eukaryota, Metazoa, Chordata, Actinopteri, Cypriniformes, Cyprinidae.
ACGUUAACACAAAGCGUCAAAAUUUGGCGCGACCUGCUACAGGAAACGCUAUUCUGUGUGCGGAUAGCGUUGAGUUGUUGUUUUCUGUCUGGCAUAUUUGAACAUUUUCAACGUGACCGUCAUCUCUCUGUCAUGGGUUUACUGGAGCAGUGUGAGGAGCUCUUUAAGACCUCGAACCUGUAUGAAGUUCUGGGUGUUUGUAAAGAAGCCCCUGACUCCGAGAUCAGACGCGGGUAUUAUAAAGUCUCUCUGCAGGUUCAUCCAGAUAGAGCUCCUAAUGAUGAGUUGGCCACCACCAAGUUCCAGGUGCUGGGAAAGGCUUAUGCAGUGCUGGCUGACAAGGACCAAAGGGCAGUCUAUGAUGAACAGGGAAUAGUGGACGAAGACUCAGACACCCUUGAUCAAGAUCGCAAUUGGGAGGAGCACUGGAGAAGAUUGUUUCCCAAGAUCACAUUGCAAGAUAUCUUGGACUUUGAGAAGCAGUAUAAAGGCUCUGACGAAGAGGUAGAAGACUUGAAGAGACUUUACCUUCAACAUGAAGGUGACAUGGAUCUGAUCAUGGAGUCUGCGCUGUGCUGUACUUAUGAAGAUGAGCCGCGUGUCAAAGACAUACUUCAGAAAGCCAUUGACGAUGAAGAGGUGCCAGCCUACAAAGCCUUUACUCAUGAAAGUGCCAAAAAGAAGAACAACCGCAAAAGAAAGGCAAAAAAAGAGAGCAAGGAGGCAGAGGAAAUGCAGAAGGAGAUGGGCUUGAACAGCGAGGACAGCCUGGUAGCUAUGAUCAAGCAAAGACAAAAGUCCAAAGAAAACGGAUUCAACUCCCUCAUCUCAGACCUGGAGGCCAAAUAUUGCAAGAAACCAGCAGCAGGAAAGAAGGGCAAGAAAAAGUAGACAGAUUCACCAUACUGGGCUGUUUCUACCAAAUGUUAUAGAAUGCAUCUUGUAAAUAAAAAUCAAAAGAUGCUUUAUAAUGGAUACUGACCUGGUUUAAGGAAGCAUAUCGAGACUAAUAACAUGCGACACAUUCUGAAGCAUUUAUUAGAGUGGAUUAGUGUGAAUCUGCUUCAUGUGCUCUUGUCCAGACUAGCGUGUGGAUCAAAUAAGAAAUGUUAAGUGUUACUUUAGCAGUUUUUUGUACACUUUUCUUGUUUUGUAAGUGUUGGAUGUGUUGUUGUUCAUGAUUAUCUGAAUAUAAUAAAAAUGAAAGCUGUG